UCCCAACUCAGUGGUGACAUUCGGGUCUCAGAGGCAACCCCUAACAAUGGGAUUUCAGGAGUACUGAAGAGAUUGUGACAAAAGGCAAGGAAAGAGGGGGAAGCAGCGAGAACAAAAGGAGAGGCUUGCCGCAGAGCCGAGGUCGCUUCUGCGAAAGAAACGAAAAGGAAAAAGUAAAGAAAAGGAUCAGUUCUUCGGGGCUCGGCAGGGGGGGGUGUGCUUGCUGCCCCCUAAACUGGACAUUCUUCUUUGUGCCAGAGCGAGGAGACAACAAAAGCAAGUAUGCGCAAUAAACUGAGCAAGUUCCGGGAUGCAGGCUGCUGGCGCAUGCUGAGGCUGGGGAGCAGGACUAUAGCGCUGCUCCUGCUGACGCUCAUGCUGCCGGCAGAAGCUCAGGCUUCAUCACCACCAGGAAACUUGGAGGUGCUGGGGGACAUGGCACAGCUGGAGGCCUCCAUGCACUCGGCAGUGCUUUCCGACCUCCGGGAGGCGCAAGCGGUAGCGUCUGCCGCGGUGCAACCGAGGGGCUUCCCGGAUUCCUCUGCCAUAGUGGGAAGGAUGUUCCAGAUGCAGAUCCCUACCAAAGCCAAGGAUACGGGAAGCACGGUUAAGAUUGCAGAGACUUCUAAAGAUACGCUGCCGUCAUGGUUGCACUGGGACCCAAUGAGCAGCAUCCUUCAAGGACUUCCUCUGGAGGCAGACAAGGGAGUCCACUACAUAUCUGUCUCUAUUUCUAAUGCAAGCCAUGUGUCGCAGAGUCCUGAAGUAUUUUCCAUCGAGGUUCAUCCAGAUGAGCAUGCUGACACAGAUCCUGUUCAGUUAGCGAUCCAGUUAACCGAAAAUGAUCCUCAACAUUUUGUCUGUGGCAACGAAGAGCCCGUUACUGUGCUUACAAUCAUUUUGGAUGCAGACCUCACUAAGAUGAGCUCCAAACAGAGAGUGGAGCUUUUGGCCAGCAUGAAAAAAUUCUCGGGAGUGGGGCUGCAUAUGAAGGUCUUGCCUGUUGUCAACAAUCGCUUGUUUGAUAUGUCUGCGUUCAUGGCCGGGCCAGGAAAUGCUAAAAAGGUGGUCGAAAAUGGUGCUUUAUUAUCUUGGAAACUUGGCUGUGCCCUGGAUCAGAGCAACAUUCCAAAUAUCAGUAGUGUUCAAGUUCCGGCUAAGGAAGGGACAAUGUCUGCGCAAUUGGGAUAUCCAGUCGUGGGAUGGUACAUUGCUAAUAAAAAGCCACACGUACCUAAACGGGUACGGCGGCAGGUUACUAUGUCUACCCCUGUGUCCUCCUUGCCUCCGCCAACAACAUAUCCUGAGCCGUCAACCCGCAUUGUGCCCACACCUACAUCUCCAUCGGUCGGACCAUCGUCAGACAGCUCUUCACCACCUGUACGAGACCCAGUACCACUGCCUCCGAAACCCACUAUUCACACCAGAGGUCCAACUUAUACAACUCCUGCAAUUGGACCACCUCAGCCUACAAAAAUGGCUGACACUACCAGCACUAUUACAAUACAACCCACCAUGACCUGGACUGGGUAUGUUGGGCCUACUGUUACACCACCAACACCAACCACCAAGAAACCAACAAAAAGGCCUAAGAAACCCAAGACAACCCCAGUACCAAAGGAACCCAAGACCACCACGAUUAAGCCUCCCAGACGUACCACUCCUUCAGUUGUCUUACAUGAUGGCAAUACGAAACCAGAGCUGCGUAACCCGAUUGAUCAAGUUAAGUCGUUCAUCGGGACAUACUUUGAGGUGAAAAUCCCAUCCGACACAUUCUUCGAUCGAGAAGAUGGCACAACCGACAAGUUAAGACUAACUUUGAGAAAGACCAAUGAAGUUGUUGGAGAAGACUCUUGGAUUCAGUUCAACAGCACAAGCCAGUUGCUGUAUGGAUUACCAGACUGGCAUCACGAAGGGAAGCAUGAAUACUUUAUGCAGGCAACUGACAAAGGUGGUCUUUACACAACCGAUGCCUUCGAGGUCCGUGUCAGUCGCUUCGGUAACAACGUCAAGCCUCCAGUCCUGUUUGCUGCUCGGUUCCAAGGGGAGCCUCGUUCAGUUACGAAUGAUAUCCACAAGAAAAUCCUUCUUAUGAAGAAACUGGCCUAUUCGUUCGGUGACCGCAAUUCUAGUUCAAUUACACUGAAAAAUAUCACUAAGGGAUCCAUUGUAAUCGAAUGGACCAACAGCAGCCUCCAACAGCACCCGUGUCCCAAGGAGCAAAUUCAGGCCAUGAGUAGAAGGAUCUCCGAUGCUGAAGGCAAACCUUCACAUAUAUUCAACAACGCCAUGGAACCGGACUUCAAACCCAUAAACAUCACGAUCAAAGGAACGGGUAGCUGCCGCAACUACAUGUUUGUUCCACCAGGCGAGAUCCCAGACCCUAGUCCACCUGCCGUCACGCCAGUCAUGGGAACCGGUCGACAGAGCAACGACGAUGUAUAUCUUCACACAGUCAUACCAGCCGUGGUGGUUGCUGCCAUCCUGUUGAUCGCAGGCAUCAUUGCUAUGAUUUGCUAUCGCAAGAAGCGCAAGGGGAAGCUUACCAUUGAAGACCAAGCGACUUUUAUUAAAAAAGGAGUCCCCAUCAUUUUUGCUGACGAACUCGACGACUCUAAGCCACCUCCAUCAUCUAGCAUGCCCCUUAUUCUCCAAGAGGAAAAACCUCCUCUCCCACCACCUGAGUAUCCAAACAUGGCCAGUCCAGAGACCACACCUCUGAACCAAGACAUUUUGGGAGAAUAUUCAGGCCUACAAGACGAGGACCCCAAUGCCCCUCCUUACCAGCCUCCACCCCCCUUCUCUGCUCCCUUAGAGGGUAAAGGCUCCCGCCCCAAGAACAUGACCCCAUACAGAUCACCACCCCCAUAUGUGCCACCCUAAUGUUUAUAAAGCCCUCCAUUGUGGAGGACAGGGAACUUGUGCAGUUCCAACACCAGUGUUGACUCUUUGCAUUUUUUCGGAAAUCGGAGGGGCAUUGCAAUUUGGGACAAUGGAUUGGGAGGGUCGGGAUGAAUUUUAAUUUGUUUCUUUUUCUUUUUUUUUUUUUUGGUAUUACUGGACUUUUUCUCGGAGUGGUGGGGGGUGUAAUUAUAUAAUCCUCAAAGACAGCGACAACAACCUCAGCCUCUGGCUGUCUGGCUACUGCUGAUCCGUUGGAAGAUGCACCCUCCAAUCCUAGCGCUUUUGUGUCUAGAUGGGCUUUUUUUUUUUUGUUUGUUUGUUUGUUUGUUUGUUUCAUCAUUUUGUAUUUCUUUUUGACUUAUUUCAAAAUCAAACUACUUGCCUAACAGCACUCUUUUUAUCUGAACUAUUUGAAUAAUACAUACAGACAAUAAGUAAAGUGACUGCGGGCGCAAGUGUUUCAUAGUGACAUUCUACAAAUAAGGAGAAAAAAAAGACUAGGGGGACAAAUGUGCAGACAAUUAUGGACUUGUUUGAUUCAAUACGGUUUGCCUUUUAACAUUAAUUGUACUGUUUUUACCCUUAUUCACAUGUCUAGUAAAAAUUGAGCAUAAUGAGGUAGCCAAAAACCUUGAGAGGGAUAGUCUUUUUUUUUGUUGUUGUUGUUUUGUUUAAUCCACUGUAUAUUUGAGGGUUGCUAGAUUUCUUUAUUAUUAUAAUUUUUUUGGGUUUCGAAGCAACACUGAAGAUCUUUUUGUAUCCCUACCUAACAGAAAUGGGUUAAUCAUGCUGUGGAUAUGUUCUGGAUAAGUGUUUGAGAAUGUGUGUUUCUGUCCCUAUAGAGAUUCAUGCCAGAUCUAGACAUGGAGAUGAUAUUGUGCCAUUCAGAUUUUGAGAUUUUUUUUUUUUUGUGUGUGUGUUUGCUCGAAACUCUGGCGUUAUUCAGUUCUUUAUGUUCGUCACCGAUUAUAGUAAGGAUAUAUGGAAUGAUGUAGCUGCUGCCCUUUCAAGGAAACAAAUGGGGAUGAAUACCUGCGUUUCCCAGCAGGCAUUCACUACUCAUUUCCCCCCUUUUUUUUAGUACUCAUUGACAUGGUUUUGAUGAAAUGAUUUGAAAGACGCAGUCUAGCUUCAAUUUUUUCAAAUGAUUUGAUCCUGUUUUAUGGUUUGUUACUUUUUUUUUUUUUCCUUUUUUUUUUUUACUUUUCAAUAAUGAUUAUCGAGUGUAUGCCUUGACUCAAUAACUAAAAAUAAAGACUGAAUAUUUUAAUAAAGAA
Messenger RNA from Silurus meridionalis, 4181 nucleotides. RefSeq names its product dystroglycan 1 (gene dag1). NCBI's taxonomy places the organism in Eukaryota, Metazoa, Chordata, Actinopteri, Siluriformes, Siluridae. Gene Ontology annotation, molecular function: laminin binding; calcium ion binding. Gene Ontology annotation, biological process: axon guidance; morphogenesis of an epithelium; nerve development. The record is from RefSeq and is a predicted model, not a curated record. Gene Ontology annotation, cellular component: dystrophin-associated glycoprotein complex; basement membrane; dystroglycan complex.